UAACCAAACAAACGUCAUAAACGUCAACCAACUGGUCCAAUUUAAUUCGAUCGAAUUAUAACGUUUUCGCCCUAAAACAAGUAAAAUAAUAUGGCAGGGGCAAAAUUACAAGACGAUAACAUUCCUUUAGCUGACGAUGAUCCCCAAGUUAUUAUUCCUGAUGAGCAAGAUGCGAAUUCAGUUUCUGAGGCGAACUCUUCAAGUAUGAUCCACGGCCGUAGCAUGGAAUCGAUUCAAUCCACAUUUACUAACGGGAGUAGCAGCCCACAACAUCAUAGCUUGGAGGCUGAUUCCAGCCCGGACGAACAAGAGGAAAAAGCAAGGUUAAUUUCCCAAGUUCUCGAGCUCCAAAACACUCUCGAUGAUUUAUCUCAACGCGUUGAUAGUGUCAAAGAGGAAAACUUAAAAUUGAGAUCUGAAAAUCAAGUUUUAGGGCAGUAUAUUGAAAAUUUAAUGUCUGCCUCGAGCGUAUUUCAAUCUACUUCUCCUAAAAUUAAAAAAAAGUAAAGAAAAUUAAGCAUGUUGGAUUAUUUAUCUAGUCACUAAGCUUGAAUGUUGCUUGUAUAAAUAAUACACUUGUAUUGUGUUAUUUUCUACUUAAAAUAAUUAAUGCACUGCACUUAAAAUCAAAUCAAAUUUCAUUAGCAAUAGGUUUUUUUGAUAAAUUAUGUUAUUUAUGUAUCUAAUUAAGGAGAAAGAAUAAAGGAACAUUAAUAAAA
Molecule: messenger RNA, 719 nt
Organism: Onthophagus taurus
Lineage: Eukaryota; Metazoa; Arthropoda; Insecta; Coleoptera; Scarabaeidae
Product: short coiled-coil protein B
Cellular component (GO): trans-Golgi network
Source: RefSeq, a predicted model, not a curated record